CCAGCCCUAAUCCGUUCGGGGGAGAGCUAGAGCAGAGACAGCGAUAGUAACAAAUGGCAUCUUGUGACGAAUCAGAAAGGAGCGAAACCGUUGAAAAGGUUGACGGUGAGUUGAACAAGGAAGAUACAAUGAAUGAGGAGCCUCAGCAGGACGGUGCGUCUAGCGGCAUGAGAACUUCUAAGAACUCCCCUGUUCUAAAAAGGAAAAUAGCAUUCUUGUCAGGUGCUAAACAUGAAGGCCACCUUAUUCUUUCAAUUACUAGUAAUGGAAUGGCUGUAUUAGAGGGAGAUGGAUCGCUUGACAGCCUUGAUAUUACUAUGAAAUAUAUCAGCUCAUUGAUGGACGGUAGCUCUGAUACAGCACAAAAGGGUCUUAAAUUUCUAAUAGAUUGCAGAAGAAACAGUCAGGCACAUAUUAUAAAGACAGUCUUAGAAAAGAUAGCUUCUGAGGAUUGUCCCCUUCCUUGUACCUGCGUUAUAUUGUUCAAGUCGGUCUCACAGCUCAAUCAGCUCACUUCUUUGUUCUCAAAGAAUAAGGCAAAGCUUGUUACUUCAGAAAUCAAAGAAAAACUUAAUAUUAUUACAGUUAAGGACAAAGAAGAAUUGUUUCGUCUUGUUCCUCCUGAAUUGUUAACUGAAGAUUUUGGUGGUAGCUUUCAUUAUGAUCAUGAGCAGUGGAUAAGAAACAAUAAGUUGUAUGAAAAAGUGAAAAUUCUUCGUGGGAAAAUUCUUGAAAAGAUGCCUCACGUGAGAGAUGGUUUAAAUGAUUUUGAGAUUCCUCAAAGUGUGAAGGAUGCCGAGAGAUUAAUGACAGAGCAGCUAAAGUUGAAGGAGUUCUUUGUCAAUAUGUUUGCUGAGAUUGAUGUGUGUAUUGACCAGCUAACUACUUAUCUGGUGGAUCAGUCUCAAGACACUACUCUAUCUGGUGCAUCUGCUGUAGCUAUGCUCUCAUCAGAACAUGUACUUGCCUAUCUAAACAGAACUAACGAAGAAGUUCACGAGGAACAAGCAGAGUUUGAUAAAUUCUGGGCAUUGCAUAAGGCACGCCUUGAUCACAUGAUGCGUACUUGUCAUUAUAAAAGGACUGUGGAAAAGGUCAAACAUCUUGUACAAGGUCAUAUUGAUGACUUAACAAGGGCUGAUUUGGCCAUUGGGGAAAACCUUGAGGUAGCACUAGAAUUGGGAGAAAAGCACGAAGUAUUUGUGUCUACUUGUAAAGAGAAAAUUGAUUCACAUAUGAAAGAAAUUCAAGAAGAGCAGACACAAAUAUCAAAGCUACCAACUGGAAGUGAAAUCAAGAAUCAGCUGCUGCUAAAGGACAUUAAUGAUGUUAAGCAAUCAGUUCAAUUGCUAACAGAGUCAUAUCAAGAGCUGAUGAAGCUUUGCCAACAAAAACGUGACCUGUUCAUUGUGGCAGUAAAAUUUCACAUGUCAGUGAGACAGUGUGAACAAUGGUGCUCAACUGUUAAAGAAUUUGUUGAAGUAUCUCCACUUGAUGAUGUAUCUCCAGAUAAAGCUGGUGAAUUGGUAGAACAGGCUGAGAGUAUAAUGCAGCAAAUGACUCAGCGUCAAUUGAAUUCUAUGAAAGAAUUUGCUUCUUGCCUUCCAGAGAAACAAGUCAAAAAAUUAACUAGUAAAACAGCCAACAAAUGUAACAGUAGUCGUGAAAAGUUAGAGAAUUACAAAACUAAAUUAUUACAACUGUUAGCUCUUAGCUAUGCACCACCAGCACCUCCUCCUCCUCCUAUGGAGUUAUUAGAUUCAACUGAUGGAGGUGGUUCAGAUUCUCUGAAAUCAGAUAAAGUGGAUCCAGCAAGCAGUAACCCUCCUUCUUGGACACAGGAUUAUCCUGAUGAUGAAAGUGAUCCUGCCGUGUUAAGAAAAAGAGAGUUUGUGUAUAAAGAGGUUAUACAGACUGAGAAGGAUUACAUAAAUGACCUCAAGAUUAUAUUAGAUAGUUACUAUAAUGAAAUGUUGCCUGAGGACAGAGUCCCAUUGCGUCUGAGAGGAAAGCGAAGCGAUAUUUUUGGAAAUCUUGAAGCAAUCUUUUUGUUUCAUAAUGAAGUUUUUUUGAAGCAGUUAGAGCUGUAUGAAAAUCACCCUGAGAGAGUAGGAUCCUGUUUCAUCAAACACAGUUCAGAUUUCCAGUUGUAUUCUAGCUAUUGUCAGAACCGUCCUAAAUCUGAAGCAUUGCUAACAGAAAGUCCAGAAUGUCAAUCUUUUUUUAAGGAAAUUCAAAUUCGCUUAGCUCAUCAACUUCCUCUUAACUCAUUUUUGAUCAAGCCCAUUCAAAGAAUCACAAAGUACCAGCUUUUAAUCAAGGAUAUGAUUAAAUAUUCAUCAAAGGCACCGCAAGCAUUACGUGACCUGCAAACAGGUCUCAGUAUUAUGCUCCAAGUGUUAAAGAGUUUGAAUGAUUCUCUUCAUGUUGUUGGACUCAAAGGAUUUCCUGGAGCUUUGGUUGAACAAGGGAGAUUAUUGGUUCAUGAUCCCUUUCAAGUUUGGGAAAUGGGGCACUCUAGAAAUAUUCUCUCACGAAGUCAUGAGCGCCAUGUCUUUCUAUUUGAGAAAGUGUUGAUCUUCAGUAAGAAGAAGGAAGAACAGACUCAGCAAAAACACAAAGAGAAUAAAUCGAAUUCAUACUUUUACAAGAAUCACUUACACUUGUCUGAUGUUCGACUCAAGGAACAGCCUGAUGAAAAUCCUUUGUGUUUCACUUUAUUAGUUCAUGGACAAAACAGAAUGUACAAACUACAGGCGAAUAGUAAGGACGUUUGCGUAAUGUGGACUAAGGAGUUACAUAGGAUCCUGUGUGAUCCAUUCAGUUUAUUGAAAGACGUUGUACUGAAAUCUGGCACUUUAGACAGAGCUACUGCUGCCAAGUUUACAAAAAUGAGCAAAAGUGUACAAGGAAAAUCUCAGUUGUUUGAUGGAGUAAUGCCUUCAGAGAAUAGCACAGCAUAUGGACCCAAAAAAUCAUUUAGUGGGCGUUUCAAACUCAACAUUCGUCCUGGGAAAAAGAAAUCUGCACCAAAUGCACAAGAAAGAGGUAGUGGUAGUCAAACACCAACACCAACAGGUUCAGAUAAAGAAAAGCAUCAGAUGGGAUACAGAGAUGAUCAAGCUCUCUUUUCAAGUGUUCCUACGAAAUUAUCAGCACGCACUUUCUCUCAUGAUGAUUUACUGAGUGACAACAGCAAGGAAGCGGAGGAAUGGUCAGACGGUGAGGAUGAGAGUGGUAGUCCUGGAACAGCAGAUCACUAUGAAAUACUCGCUCCCGGAACUGCUCACUUUUACACUGCAGUAGCCGACUAUGCACCAAGUGGAGAUGACCAAGGGAUUCCUCUCAAGAUUGAUCAAGAAGUUGAAGUUAUUGGCAUCAAUGACAGUGGUUGGUGGUGGGUUCGUGCUACCAACUAUGUCAGUGGUGAAACAUUGGAGGGCUGGGUACCUGCCAGUCAUUUGAGGGUUUCGAAAAUAUAAUAAUACGAAUUUAAGUGUCAUGAUCAAUUAUUUUUAAAUUCAUUAAUUGGGAUUAUUCUUUAGGCCUUCAUUGGUCAAUCAUUGUGUCAUAAGUAAAAAAUAAUAUUCUUUAUCAGUGAUUGUGAA
This is a messenger RNA of Amphimedon queenslandica, 3608 nucleotides long. Its product is annotated as triple functional domain protein-like. Gene Ontology annotation, cellular component: extrinsic component of membrane; cytoplasm. Gene Ontology annotation, molecular function: protein binding; guanyl-nucleotide exchange factor activity. Gene Ontology annotation, biological process: intracellular signal transduction. The transcript has 28 exons. Bases 54 to 3482 code for a protein of 1142 amino acids. The record is from RefSeq and is a predicted model, not a curated record. Lineage: Eukaryota; Metazoa; Porifera; Demospongiae; Haplosclerida; Niphatidae.